UUGUUGUGGUUAACACUGACGGUUACUUGUUGUUUUUGAAUUCAGUCUUAAGUCUUUGGCUGGCGAAGUAACUAUUGGAAUAGUGACGUUGUAUUUACAUGUGAUUGUGUAUAAUAUUUUCGAAUUUUAGCACAUGCAUUGCUUCUAAUGACUUUAGCCUGGAGCACAAAAAGCGAGACUGAAAAUCUACUAAUGGAACUGGAGAAGAACACAAACAGAAAGAGGGAGGUGCCUCAAAGGAAUGCAACAGGAGAACUGAUCCUAGCUGUGAAGCGUGGGAGGGUGAAGUACGUGCAAGAACUGUUGGCAGCCGGAGCAAAGAUCACGGUGCGGGACAGGAAGGGGAACACAGCCCUGCACUGGGCGGCACAAGGGGGAAAUGAGGAGGCUGCCAGGUAUCUGCUGCGAGCCGGGGCCAACAUGGAGGCUGUCGACAGCUGGUGGCGGCAAACGCCAUUGCACAGGGCUGCAGAGUGGGGCCACGAGGCAGUGGCGAAGAUGUUGCUGAUUGCCGGUGCUGACCCCGACAUCUGCGACGGGGAUGGGAGGACGUCGCUACACUUGGCGGCUUUAGGUGGCCACGUGGGGAUGGUGACAGUGCUGCUGGCAGCGAGUGCGGACCGGGGCAUCAAGGACUAUGGAGGGAGGAUGCCUGUAGACAUGGUCAGGGAGAAGGACAGGGAGCAGCUGUUGCCCCUACUCAGAUGUUGCGGUAUUGGCUUGAAUGUGCCCACAAGUGAACUUCUGGAGAAGAAAAUCCAGUGGUAGGCACUGGAGUACUUCUACCUCAGCAUCCUGUGUUCCUCAAGCUGCCCUGCGCCAGACAAGCCGAAUCCACGUGCAACACCUGCAGCAACAUGGACAUGACGUCGAGUGGAAUUUUCCUAUCACAAUAACAUCGCCCGGCCGAGUGUAUCUGGGCCUCCAGCCCAGCUGAGAUUACUUGCACUGUGGAUGAGCUUCUCAUCAGCUGGAUUGAGGCCUGUCCUGUGCUGACAUCAGUACAGGCUUCUGAUGUGAUCACCAACACCAUCGCGCUAUGCCUCCGCUUCAGUUCGGACUUCAGCCAGAGCACUGAUGGGGCCUCGGUGCCAGUUGCCUCCUCCAAGUGCACCAUCUACAAGAUGUGCCACAGGUAUGCUACUUCCUGCCAGCCUCGUGCUCUCAGUUAUGGAACGACAUUCGUUCCUGUGGAGGUGCUCCACACCAGUGGGGCCCUAGCCCUCCAUUGUCUCAGGAGGUCACAGGUCACACCAGGUCUGGGUCACCACUGUCAGUACACGUACUGGCUGCUAGUCCACACCAGCUGAGAUGACACUACCCACUCAGCAAGUCUGCUCCGACCAGCUGCCAUCACCACUGCCGACAUCGCAUUCUGCUGCCAACGUGGCCGACAUUGCAGUCUACCACCAUAGUGGUUCCCGACUGCAGACACUCACAGACUCCGAUGUAUAGAAUGUGUAGUCAAGAAAGCUGUUUAUGGUCUGAGAGCAUUCUCUGGUCUUGCUGACUCCACAGACCCACCUUUACUCUCUCUCUCUCUCUCUCUCUCUCUCUCUCUCUCCCUCUCCAAGAUCACCUGCGUUCAACAUCCUGAUGGUCAGGUGGCCUUCCUGCUGUCAUUGGAUGACUACGUAGUGGUCAGCAACCCAGGCAUUCUGGCAUCAGAAAUUGUGCUGGAAACCGGUGAGCAACAUCAUAAGGCAUCAAUCUAUGAUGACACUUUCUCAAGUGAGUAGCAGCGUGUGUGUUUUAUGAAUGCAUGUGGUUCUUGUAGCAUUUGUUCCUCAAGUUUGUCCUCAUUCCUGUUUCUUAUUAUUUCUGGCAUAGUUUCUGGUCGCAUUGCAACCCAGAUGGGGGCUAACAGUUGCGGUUCGCGUGUGGUCCUUUCUCUCCGAACUGGAGUCCUUCCCUUUACCACCUCUACUUGUGGACCGUUCAUAUAUGCCUCCAUGGCGUACGCCUCAGCCGCAAUUUCAUCUGGACCUUUUGCAUGGCCCUAAGGACUCCGUUACCCCACUGCUCUCCGCUGUCACUUCCUCUCAAUUCUUGACAUGUUCUGGGGCUCUGAAGUGGUUCACACUGACGGCUCAAUGGCUGAUGG
This is a messenger RNA of Schistocerca piceifrons (Central American locust), 2104 nucleotides long. RefSeq names its product fibronectin type 3 and ankyrin repeat domains protein 1-like. The coding region runs from base 148 to 768 and encodes 206 amino acids. The transcript has 4 exons. Lineage: Eukaryota; Metazoa; Arthropoda; Insecta; Orthoptera; Acrididae. The record is from RefSeq and is a predicted model, not a curated record. Gene Ontology annotation, molecular function: protein binding.